UUGGAUUUAUUUAAUUGGAAUUAUGAUAAAGAUUUGAAUAAAGGAGUAGUGGAAAAAUGAGGAUUUUGGCGGGGGGGUUGUGAUUUGUUAAAGAGCUCCGAUCCAUUGUUUGCAUAGGUUCUUGAAAUCCCCAAUUCCCACAAAUGUUUACGUGGUCGAGUGGACAAUGUUUCCAAUUCCAAGCCUUUCAGUUUCCGUUGCAAACCCACAAAUUACUUCACUCCCUCCAUCCUCAUCUGCCUCCUCCAUCUUCACCGGCCCUAAUUUCCAAAUCCCAUAACAACAACCCAAUUUCUUCCAUUGAACUUCCUCCCAACGCCCUUCGCCGCAAGCUCGAUCCUCACUGGAGAGGAGGUUUCAGUCUAGGUGUCGACCUCGGAACCUCUCGCACUGGACUUGCUCUCAGUAAAGGCUUCUCUACUCGGCCUCUUACCGUUUUAGAGUUGCGAGGACAAAAGCUUGAGGCUAAGCUUAUUGAGAUUGCUGAACAGGAAGAGGCUGAUGAAUUUAUUAUUGGACUUCCUAAAUCAUGCGACGGGAAAGAGACACCUCAGUCAAACAAAAUUCGUAGUAUUGCCGGAAGGGUGGCAGCCCGAGCAGCUGAAAGGGGCUGGAGAGUUUACUUGUAUGAUGAACAUGGUACAACAGCAGAAGCGGAAAGCCAUAUGAUUUCCAGGGGUCUCAAUAAAUCUACUAGGCAGAAGAAGAUUGAUGCCUAUGCGGCCAUGGUAAAGUGAUGGUACUAGAGAGAUAUUUUUCCACGUCAGGUCAGGGAACCGAACUUUUAGUGCCUAAGAGUCUAGUCUUACAAGAUAAACUUAUCGAGGGGCCACCUACAGACCCAGACUUUAGGGAUUGAGGAUGUGCUUCAGGUACGGAAAAAUAAUCUGGGAGAGCCCCUUAGGGAAUUUUUUCUUUGACGGAUAACAAAAUUGCUAUCAAACAAAGAUAUUUAUUUCUGUUGAAGUGGAAGAGAGCCGCAAUCAACUUAGAAAUGGAGGGUUGCAUCCUCAAAACAUGGUCACGGAAUUAGGUGAAAAGAGAGAUACCACCGUUCCUAAUGAGAAGGGUUCAGUUGAAGGCGAUGAUGCUUUUGACAUUAUAUGUUUUUAACAACCUUAUCAGAAUCAUCCUCACAUAUUGAAUUCACCUACACAUUGGUUAGUUAAGGAUGGGAUUUGCCUUGGUCCGUCCUAUGCAAUUGUGCUUGUCCUUGAUCAGAAAAGUAGUGGAAGAAAAAAAGAAAGGAUCUGCUGAAUCUCGUAUGUAUCUACUUGGUUGAAAUUAUUUAUAAACAAAGAAAUUGAUUUAAAAAUGGUGCUUUGGUAAGUUAAUACUGUGGUAAAGCGGAAGUCUUCCUAACUUCA
This is a messenger RNA of Cucumis sativus (cucumber), 1367 nucleotides long. Its product is annotated as putative pre-16S rRNA nuclease. Lineage: Eukaryota; Viridiplantae; Streptophyta; Magnoliopsida; Cucurbitales; Cucurbitaceae. The transcript is spliced from 6 exons. Gene Ontology annotation, biological process: rRNA 5'-end processing. The coding region runs from base 144 to 737 and encodes 197 amino acids. The record is from RefSeq and is a predicted model, not a curated record.